AUGGACUGGCUUGUCUUCUUCCUGGCCGUCCCUCGCUCGUGGUCUUUCGUACAGAAGCAGCGAUCACCCAACCAGACGCUCCAAUCGGCGAAAUCCGCGGCCCUAGAUGCCAGAUUUAAGGCAGCUUCGUUGUUUGCAAUCGUAUGCUCGGGGCUUAUUGUGUUCCGCCUAAUCUACAGCAAUCGGGUUUAUCAUUCAAAAGUUCCUUACAUCCUUCUCCUUGUGACUGUGCUUGUUGUGAUCCGGAACGCUUACUCCUUGGUCGGUUCUUUUGUGUGGAAUCUUUCGCCUUACCGCCUCGGAGUGAGUAUUGGGUGGUUGUAUGGUCUCGGAUAUGGCCCGGUUUUACUGGUCCUCUUCUUGUUGAACCUCCGCGGUUACCUCGAACAGAAUGAGGACAAACUACUGAUCGCCGAACGGGCUCAUAGGGGAGAAGAGCUCGACAAUCGGCUUCAUGAUACAAAGCACAAGAUCACAGGCAAUAUAAUAAGAGACAGGCAGCCUUUUAGGCUAACCAAAGGUCGUCAUGACGACGGGUCUUCGAGCCAUGCCUUCACCCUGCCAAGAUCACAAUUGCGAAGUCCGUUCACGGAUGCCGACAGAGGCACAUCCUACAGCCACAAGAACGACGAUGAAAGCGGACACUAUUGGUGGCAGAAACGCAGGGAAGGAGCUGAGGAUACAAGGCUCCGAAGGUCUCGAGACACUACCUCAACUGUACAAAAAGCGUUGCCCAGUGUCGACAGUGAUAGUGAUCAUGCAAGCAUGACUUUGAGAUGGACUGAACGGGAAACACUGAACUCGCCGGCCCCAAGCGGGGCUCAAAGGAGCAGAGUACAAACCAACCAGAGUAACCGCAGCGUAUAUGGCUCGCCAGGGGAAGAAACUCCAGGUCCUCCCUCGUCGACCGAUUCGCUGCAAUCGAGGCCGCAGGUUGUCAGGAGUAUGUUAGAUGUGUAG
Exophiala dermatitidis NIH/UT8656 is the source of this 960-nucleotide messenger RNA. RefSeq lists its product as uncharacterized. The record is from RefSeq and is a predicted model, not a curated record. The transcript has a single exon. The coding region runs from base 1 to 960 and encodes 319 amino acids. Lineage: Eukaryota; Fungi; Ascomycota; Eurotiomycetes; Chaetothyriales; Herpotrichiellaceae.